GUGUGGAUGCGAUACCCACCCGGAGAGAGAUGGUGUAAACAAACCCGCUUUGCCCAUCACUGAGCUCCACCGCGGAGGUUGCUUGCUACAAUGUUGAGCCGUCUAUUCAGCGAGGUGCUGCCGGACGUCCAGAGGCUCGCGGCAGACUGGGUGAAGGACAAUGAGAGCGAGGACUGCAAGAACAAGGACGGAGAUCACGAGAACUGUCACCUCGACGAGGACGACCUGGACGAGCCGCAGGAAGGCAGCAGUCGAGCAGAGUCUGAAAUGGCAGGCGAUGAUGAUGAAGAUGAUGAGGCCGAGGAAGAGGAUUGCGGGGAUGAGAACAGUGGAGACAAACCCAAGAAGCGCGGCCCGAAGAAACGCAAGAUGACUCCAGCGCGCGCGGAGCGCUCUAAAGUCCGUCGAAUGAAGGCCAACGCGCGGGAGCGCACGCGCAUGCAUGACUUGAAUUCUGCGCUGGACAAUCUGCGCAAAGUGGUGCCGUGCUACUCCAAAACCCAGAAACUGUCCAAGAUAGAGACUCUGAGACUGGCCAAGAACUACAUAUUAGCGCUUGGAGAGAUUUUACGCAACGGGAAACGUCCAGAUGUGGUGGCCUACGUGCAGAUGUUGUGUAAAGGCCUGUCCCAGCCCACUACUAACCUGGUGGCAGGCUGCCUGCAGCUCAACACCAGGAACUUCCUGACUGAACCAUGUUCAGACGGAUCUCGGUUCCACAUGCCCAGUUCUCCUUUCUCCGUCCACCCUUACUCCUACCGGUGUUCUCGCAUCGCCAGUCCUCAUUACCAGCCCGGCACCGGUGGGAUCAAUUUGCGGGGCCACUCAUACGGCUCUGGGUACGAGGGCGUGUACCCGCCGGGCGGGACGUCCCCUGACUACAACAGCCCGGACUACGAGGGCCAGCAGAGCCCGCCCGUUUGCCUGAACGGCGGGCUGUCCGGGAGGCAGCAAGAGUCCUCUGAGACAGACAGGAACUAUCAUUACUCUAUGCAUUACUCCGGACUGACCACGUCUCGACCCAGCCACAGCCUACCCUUUGGCCCCUCGGGUGCGCGCAGCGGUGGUGCGCACUCGGAAAACAUUCCACCCUUCCACGACGUGCACUUGCACCAUGACAGGGCGCCCCCGUAUGAGGACCUCAAUGCUUUUUUCCACAACUGAGCCCCUGCAUCGGUCCAAUCAGGCUUAUUGACCUUAUAAUGACAAUCCUAUAACGUGUAAUAUUGUUUUGGUAAGCAAGAGGGGCUUCAGAAAGGAUGGGAGAUAAAAGUGACAGGAAGAGUCCACUGAUAACCUUCUGUAUUCUUACUGAUGUCAUCCCUACUGUUGUACAUUCAAUCACAGUGUGUCCAGUAUUAUCCUGUAUGCAGAAUGAGAGCAAAUGACAUAAACGAUGUAUAGGCCUACAAGAAACAUGUUAUGACACGAGCAACAGAAAUAAAAAAAAAUGUUUUAUAAUUGUCUGAUAUGAUCGAACAAAUCUUCUGAAUACCAGGGGAGC
This is a messenger RNA of Thunnus maccoyii (southern bluefin tuna), 1504 nucleotides long. Its product is annotated as neurogenic differentiation factor 2-like. Bases 91 to 1164 code for a protein of 357 amino acids. The transcript is spliced from 2 exons. Lineage: Eukaryota; Metazoa; Chordata; Actinopteri; Scombriformes; Scombridae. The record is from RefSeq and is a predicted model, not a curated record. Gene Ontology annotation, molecular function: protein dimerization activity.